Haliotis rufescens (red abalone) is the source of this 564-nucleotide messenger RNA. RefSeq names its product amelogenin-like. Lineage: Eukaryota; Metazoa; Mollusca; Gastropoda; Lepetellida; Haliotidae. The coding region runs from base 1 to 564 and encodes 187 amino acids. The record is from RefSeq and is a predicted model, not a curated record. The transcript has 2 exons.
AUGUGUAAACUGAGUUUCUGCACGAGACUACCCCCAAAUAUACUACCGCAGAUUAAAAACGAGUAUCACCCCAAGGAUCUUACGCGCGCUUGGAAGCAGGAGCAGAGGGAGGUACUGCAGCCUCUGGAGCAGAGGGAGGUACUGCAGCCUCUGGAGCAGAGGGGGGUACUGCAGCCUCUGGAGCAGAGGGAGGUACUGCAGCCUCUAGAGCAGAGGGAGGUACUGCAGCCUCUGGAGCAGAGGGAGGUACUGCAGCCUCUGGAGCAGAGGGAGGUACUGCAGCCUCUGGAGCAGAGGGAGGUACUGCAGCCUCUGGAGCAGAGGGAGGUACUGCAGCCUCUGGAGCAGAGGGAGGUACUGCAGCCUCUGGAGCAGAGGGAGGUACUGCAGCCUCUAGAGCAGAGGGAGGUACUGCAGCCUCUGGAGCAGAGGGAGGUACUGCAGCCUCUGGAGCAGAGGGAGGUACUGCAGCCUCUGGAGCAGAGGGAGGUACUGCAGCCUCUGGUUCAGAGGGAGGUACUGCAGCCUCUGGAGCAGAGGCAGGUCUACAUCACAAAAAGCUGA